Messenger RNA from Miscanthus lutarioriparius, 879 nucleotides. The record is from the annotation of a GenBank genome assembly. NCBI's taxonomy places the organism in Eukaryota, Viridiplantae, Streptophyta, Magnoliopsida, Poales, Poaceae.
AUGGAUAGACCCCGAGCCACGGAUCCACCACCAAGCUGGCAUCCCGGACUCCAUCACCUCCGCCUCGACACAAGGUUGGAUGUGCAAGUUGAGCAUGAGGGACCAAGCAGGGCUGCAUGCACUGAUAUCGUUAAGAGGGGAGUACGGCAGCAGAGGUAUCACCUCAAAAGGAGGUACUUCGACUCAUCACUGACAAGAGAACAGCUGCUGGCCAAACAACCUCCACCGAAGAUGAAGAAAGCGGAGUGGACCAAGCUGGUAGACUACUGGUGUGACCCAAAGAAUCAGGAGAAAAGUGAAAAGAAUAAAGCAAACCGAGGGCAAGUGCAGCUUCACCAAAGGACUGGAUCUAGGUCCUAUAUUGCCCAUCGAUACAGCCUGAGGCCUAAGUACAACAACAUGGAGCCAGAUCCUGUUGAAUUCUUUGGGGAAUGUAUGAACAGUCCACAAAAUGGUCGUACUCAGCUUGCGGAUGACAUAUAUGCACAAAUGGUUGCAGAGAAGGCAAGAGAACCAGAAGAAGGAGAAGCACCAAAGUCUCCAUCAAAGAUUGUUGCUGAUAGUCUAAGCCAGAUCAGCCGUUCCUCAACAUUCCUCCCAAACAUUGGUGUCACUAAAGCGCAGAGUGCUGCCCGGUCCACAACAGCUGUAGUAGAAGCCCGCUUGCAAGCUCAAUUUCAGGCAACACUCCAAGCAGAAAGAGAGGAUGCUGCAAGGAAGCAGGAAGAGUUGCAGGAACAGCUUCGAGUUCAGCAGGCCUCUCUUGAAGAACACCAAAGUUUGUUGCGCCAGACCCAAGAAGAGGUGAAGGGGAUGAGUACACGGUUUGAUGAGACUAAUGCACUGCUGCGAGCGGUGCUGAAACUCCAGAAAGAUUGA